GACUGCAGGCGCCUAUGUGUUCUCUUUCAGACGAACUGAAUUCACGGACCACGCUGCGGUGUGCGUUAUAUACUUAAACUGCUUCAAAGGGGACCCGGACCACCUUUCUCCUCUCUGAACAUCUCAGUUGCCUGAAAACUAGUGCGCCUGUUCUAAUCACGGAUGGACGAGUACCCUCCUGCGCACUAUUCAAGAAAUCACUUAAUGAGGUAACUGGAUGUGCGCUCAGGCUGUCUGCCUCGCCACGAGCGAUGACGUCCCAGAGCGUCCCGGGCAGAGCGGUCUGCGCGAGGUGCUGCGAGACGAUUACGGAUAAAUAUCUACUGCUGGUGAAUGGCUCGUGCUGGCACGCACGCUGCCUCUGCUGCAGCGUGUGCAAGACGUUGCUCAGCGGGCACGUGAGCUGCUACAUCAGAGAACGAGAAGUGUACUGCAAAAUGGAUUACUUCAGGAGGUACCGGAGAUGGUGCACGUGUUGCGGCAGGGCGAUCCAUUCCAGUGACUGGGUGCGCAGAGCGAACGGGAACGUGUAUCACCUCACCUGUUUCUCCUGCUCCUUGUGCAAGAGACAGCUGUCCACGGGCGAGGAAUUCGCCGUGGUCGAGGACAGGGUGCUGUGUAGGACGCAUUACGACUACAUGCUGGAAAACCUCAAACGGGACGAGGGGAAAGGAAAUUGCGCUUCUGUUGGUGACCUGUUGCCUGUCGAACCUCGCGUGAUACAACCCUCGAAACCAUCGAAACGAGCGCGCACCAGCUUCACGGCAGAGCAGCUGGAGGUGAUGCAGGCCCAGUUUGCCCAGGAGAGCAGCCCGGACGCACACACCCUGCAGAGACUGGCUGAGCACAUGGGCCUGAGACCCAGGGUGAUCCAGGUCUGGUUUCAGAACUGCAGGGCGAGGCAGAAGAAGUACACGGGCCCGGCCCGUGAGGCCGCUGCUGGCCCUGCGACAGGUCCGGUCCUGGCUCUGCCACUCCAGACCCGAGCGCUAGCCUGCAUGCCAAGCGUGGGGUUCAGUCCCACAGGACCACGGCUGCUGGCUGCCCUGCCGGCCGGCACAGGAGCACUGCGGAGCUCCAGCAGACAUCUGCUCCAUCCGUCUCCAGGAACCGGCUGUCACUACGCAGCUCCUUCAGCCAUCUCCAGAAGCAGGGCGCUCCUAGCACCACCUGUGAUCAGCCGUACACAGCCCCGCCCACAGCUCCGCCCACAGCACCUGCUACACUUCUGCCUGUGACUUUUGGCACAAUUAAAACUGCAGUGUUGAAGCAGGUGGCCUGUUGUCGUUAUUGUUGUCAAAAGAGUCCAUUACUGAGGUAACCCUAACCCUGAACAAAACCUAAACCUCAUUUUCAAGAAAAUCACAUUAUUUAUUCUCAAUAUUAAUCCCCAGCUAGUAUUUAUCAGCAUCUGAUAAAACCUUGCUACGAUUUUGGGCAUUGAACUACAUAUGAUCUAUACUACAUAUUAAUACUUCUAAUGUACUAUAGACUACAUACUAAUACUACUAAUGUACUAUAGACUACAGUGUGUGGUAGUAACUGUUGUCUUGGCACUGUUGAUGUGAAUGUCUGUCAUUUGUAUCAGUGAUUUAGUGUAUGACUAUAACAGUUGAGUUAUGAAUAAAUCUCAAAAGACCACAUCCUAUAGUUGUUAGGUGGAAAUGGAUUGGUACAUUUUACUGAAGCACUUAAUAAUAUUAUUUUGUGUCUGCUAAAUCAGAUUAGAUCCGUUUUAUUUGUUACAUUACUUUACAAAACAAAACAUAAAAAUUCAACAUCAUCAUAAAACCAAAGGACACGUGUUCAAAUCUUCAUCAAGUGUAACACGUGUAAUAUCAGGGAAUCGUUCUGAGCAGGCAUUAGCGCGGCACGCUGAAAACAGAAGUGUUUGGGAAACCUUUAUUCAGUCCAGCCGCUGGGCUCCACAGACACAGAGGUCUGCCUUGAUCAAGACUGGAUCCAAAGAUACACAUUUAACAGGUUAACAGAUUAACAGCUUUGAUUUAAAAAAAGAAACCCAACAUCAUAAAAAUGGUUAUAAUUCCUUUUUUACCUUCAUGUAGUCACAGAGAUCACAAGGCUUCAGCAGAGCUGAAGUUAACCCUUCUCUCCCCGAUAAAGACAUCACACUGCGACUGCUACCGACAGCAGAUAGGUGUGUUGAUUUAAUAUUACAGACCUCUAGAAAUUGUAGAGGUUAUCAAAGAUCAUCCCUGGAUGUGGACACAGCCAGCCUGUUGAGGCAAGUUCCAGCCCUACACUACCAUGCCAGCUGAGGGUCUGGAAGGCCUCUGCUGGGUGCCAGAUUUGCAGGCCUGCACCCUGGACACAUGUUCUGCACAAACCUUCUCCUGUCCAACGCUGUUUUCUCUCCUCAGGGUGGUCAGAUGUCUCUGAUGGAGUUGGCUCAGUGAACCUGAACUAACUGUUGUGCCGUUCUAGCUGGUUUAUAUUGUUAUGAGCUGCAUAAGGGCAGUUAAUGAACCCAUUGAAGCUAUGCAAACACUGUAAUCGAGUCAUUUGACUGCCCGUGAAAAUUGGCGGAAAAACAAGAUCUGAAAUACCAGAGAUGUGAGCACCGUGAUUAUAAAACCUCGCAUGUGACAUCGGAUCUUGCCGUGCUAAACUCGUACUUGGAACGACACACAAUCGCAGCUCCAAACAGGGAAAGGUGAAUUGGGUGGACGCCUGACAGUAAUGCGAUUGAUGGCCUAACUCUCAUUGAGAAGCUCUGU
Electrophorus electricus (electric eel) is the source of this 2738-nucleotide messenger RNA. Lineage: Eukaryota; Metazoa; Chordata; Actinopteri; Gymnotiformes; Gymnotidae. The record is from RefSeq and is a predicted model, not a curated record.